This is a messenger RNA of Humulus lupulus (European hop), 2824 nucleotides long. RefSeq lists its product as uncharacterized. Bases 109 to 753 code for a protein of 214 amino acids. The transcript has 5 exons. NCBI's taxonomy places the organism in Eukaryota, Viridiplantae, Streptophyta, Magnoliopsida, Rosales, Cannabaceae. Gene Ontology annotation, biological process: RNA processing. Gene Ontology annotation, molecular function: ribonuclease III activity. The record is from RefSeq and is a predicted model, not a curated record.
UCACAUAAUCCUUCUACUGGAUAUUUUGGCGUAGAGAAGAGAACACUCUCAGCAGACUCAGUCUCAGAGGCAACGCAGUGUUGAGAGUUGAGGGUUUAGACUAGAGACAUGCAGACCUUAUCAGUGGCUUCUUCGUCUUCGUCUUCAUUAAGUUUCGGACUGAGACUGAGAGCUUCAUGGGACACUCAACCGAUGGUUUCUUACAACCCCAAUGCCCCCAAAAACCCCAAGAAAACCCCUACUAUCUCCAAAAAUCCUCCCCCAACUGUCACCUUAACUGCCUCAACCGCCCGAAUGGUCGAUUCCAUUUCCGAACUUCUCAAGCGCCCACCAGUUCCACCACCUCAAGGAGAAAUGACCAAAACGAAUGAUUUAUACUUGGGGUAUGAACGGUGGUUGCCUAGUCCUCCAAAAGUGAAGAAGCCUCGAUCCAUAUACAAUGCAGCAGCAUUAGCAUAUCUUGGUGAUUGUAUUUACGAGCUAUAUGCCCGCAGGCAUUUCUUGUUUCCUCCCCUGAGCAUUGAAGAAUUCAAUGAUCGUGUGAUGGCAGUUGUACGAUGUGAAGCUCAAGAUGCAGUGCUUCAGAAACUUCUAAGUGAUAAUUACCUAUCACAACAAGAAAGGUCAUUCUUCUUCUUAAAGAAUAUAUCCUUCCCGUUUUGUAUUGAAUACUCCCUUACUGCUUUCUUAAACAUUGCACCAGAAUUUGGGUUUGGCCAUGUCAAUUGUAGUGAUAAACUUAGGCAACUCUGACAUCUUGACUUUUUUGGACCUCUUGUUUGGUUUGUGUGGCUCACUGUCCUCACCAACAGUUUCAGUAGUGUCCUCAUCAUCUGUGGAGCUAUCAUGUGCACCAUAUUCAAUGUCAGAAUCUUCUUGAAAAGUCUCAUUACCUACAUCAAUCUCUAUAGGCCUUUUACCUUUCCUAAUCAAAUGUUUCUCAGCUAUAUCAUUUACUUCCACUCCGUCAUCCUCUUGUUCAUAUUCCGGGUCUGCCUCAUAUUCAUCCUCAUCAUCACCACUGUCUUCACUAGUAUCAACCCUUGCCUCACUUGUUCCAUGAUCCAAACUAGCCCCUGCCUCACUUGUUCCAUCAACAAAACCAGCCCCUCCCUCACUUGUUCCACGAUCCAAACCAGCCCCUCCCUCACUUGUUCCAUCAACCAAACCAGCCCCUCCCUCAGAAGUUUCAUGAACUAAACCAACCCCUCCCUCACUUGUUUCAUGAACCACAACAGAACCAUCCAAACCAACCCUUGUAAUCUCAGUUUCUAUGACAUUUUCCUCACAUAUAGCAGGCCAAAAUACUUGAUCUUCACUACCCAAAGCAGGCCCAGAUUCAUUAGUAUUUAAACUCACCCCACCUACUUGGUUCGGCCCAACUACACUUGAAACUUGACUUUCAUUGAAGACAUGUUCACAGAAAAAACAAUCAAGGACUUGAUUAUUCCUCACAGAUGCCCCAACUUUCUCAAGCAAAGUAUUGUCAUUGGUUACACAUUGCAAAGUCACACAAUCUGCCCACUUAAAAUAAUAACUAAUAGAAGAAGGAUCCGAGUACCCUAAGUCUUUUGCUAUUCCAUGCAAUUCAAAUAUGCUCAUAUUAUCUACAUCUUGAUAAUGAACAUUGGUAACAACCCCACCAAAGUAACUAGGACUGUUACCUAUCAUUUUUAAUUGUCCCUUGUGAUGCACUUUCAGAGUGAAGAUACUAGAUGUUGGUUCUGCAAAAAAAGAAAAAAAAAUAGCAUAUAUUACUUAUUCAAAGCCAAAACAAUGGGUGGUCCCAACACACACAAAUUUAGGAUCCAUUAAUUUAUUGAAUGGAAUCUAGUCAAAGUAAAACACAACAUACACAAAACAAUACAUAACAGAUGCCACAGACCUUACAAAGACCAAAUAAAAGUCUUAAAAUCUUUAACUGUGUUUCCAUGUGCACACUGACCACAAAAUGACUAAUUAACACAUUGUAGUCAGACCCACCAACACCAAAAUGACCAAAAACACUUGUGUGUGUAUAAAUUACAAUCUGUAGCAUUUAUAUUUCGAAACACCUAUACCCACCAGUUAGGUUCAAAAGUUAAAAUGCCCACCCACCAUAAAGCAUUCAAACACAAACCAAGAACCCACAGAAACAAGAAGAAAAAAAACCUUACCAUAAAAUGGAACCUCAUUCACACUUUCAUGGGGUUUGGGGUAUCCUUUCCUUUUUGCUAAAGAUUUACGAUUCCUCCCCAUGUUUCUCCACCACACGAUCAGUCAGGCCUGGUUGUAGCAAACUCAGGCGGAACUCCACCACAGAUGCUCGACGUUUGGCUCGUUUGGCUUGUAGCAAACUCAGGCGAAAAUCACCAAUAUCACCUCCCUAAAUUAAUGGUUCAAAUAUGACAGUAAGCCCUAAAAUCCCAAUUGACCCGACCCUUGGUUGAAAAUCAUUAUUUUAUUAUUUACUUUCUUUUCUAUUUUCAUAAUGCAUUUGGGUUAAAAUUAAAUUUCCAUGUCAGCGGGUUAUAAUAUCCAACUCACACUUUAAAGUCCCACGUGUCAUCCUAAAUCAUGUAAAAAAAAGGCUACAUCAUCCUCUCGUUACAAAAAAUGAACGGAAUUGAACGGAAGUCUUAAUUUACAUGACUGUGAAUAGAUUAGAGGGAUUUUUUAACGGCCUGAAAAAUUCGGGGGGCACAAUAAUGCAUAUGUAAUAGUUCGAGGGGUAAAAAACCUAAAUAGCCUUUAUUUUAACUAAUAUAAAGUUUUCAAAGAAAAACUAUUUAGUCAAUUAAUUGAUUAAUUCGCAAUUAUCAAUUGUCCAUAAUUAUCCCAUAAU